UUGAACUCUUGGCAGCACUCAAAAGGAGGAACAAUGACAGGGUCAUUGCGGAGAAAAUGGCUCGUACCUUUGCCUACAGGCGUCAGGAGGUGGUGAAUGAAGAACCUGGUAUAGAGGAUUUCAAGGACAGAUGGCCUGCUCUGUUCCAACAGAAAGAGAUUAAUGCGGAGUUCCAGAGGCUCAUGGCUCUUCCCCUUGAGCAGACGUUCUUGGCCCAGUUGGACAGGCACUCAAGUCAGCUGAUUAAAGUCAUCCAGGCCAAAGGAGGAGCAACACGUGCAAAAAUGGCUGGCAUCAUGAGAACUUAUGAUGAGGUUGAAGACAUUGGGAUUCGAAGGGAAUGUGUUCUGAAAGGGCUCGUCACCUUUCUUGGAGAGGAUGCAAAAGACCUUAUUAAGGAAUACUGUGGCAGCAGCGGAGAUGAUGCCCAGAUGGAACUCAAACAACUCACCAUGGCAGUGUUUGUGAUUCGGAAGGAGGGAGAGGGAUUGAAAGAACCCCCAGAAGACAUUGGCAUCGUCAUUGAGGGAGUGGAGGUGUUGCAGGACCUGACUUCAGUUGCCUCAGCAUGUGCCCUGCUUCUGGGUUUGAUAUAUUCCCUUAACUUGGCUUAUCCAAAGGCUCUGCGCUUCACAUUUGAAGUGUUCCAAAAAAUCUUCAUGCAGCUUGAGCAGCACAAGAUGUCUCCCAAAGUUCAAAAUUUGUUUGGAAGACUUCAGACCUCACAGUAAAGACACUGGCAUGUUGUGCAACAGGACAGAAGAUCUUCAGUCUUCUUUGUUUGGACAGAAGAACGCCAUGUUUUGGAAGCUUAACACCUCAAGGAACUGCACUUUGUGAACUUCUUUUGGGACAUUGUUCAUAUUAAAGCCACAAGUAAUACAGAGUUUACUGGAUAACAAUUGACCGGUAUUUCUGGAGGAUGUUUACUGAUGAGGUUGUGAUGAACAUUAUCAUUUUGGGAGUAGGUCUUUUUUGUUUUUGACAUUUCAUAAAGUUACAUGGUUCAUCUCUUUGGUUUUGUGUGG
Molecule: messenger RNA, 1028 nt
Organism: Xiphophorus maculatus (southern platyfish)
Lineage: Eukaryota; Metazoa; Chordata; Actinopteri; Cyprinodontiformes; Poeciliidae
Exons: 4
Coding region: 57-731 (224 amino acids)
Source: RefSeq, a predicted model, not a curated record